This is a messenger RNA of Micropterus salmoides (largemouth bass), 1468 nucleotides long. RefSeq names its product putative claudin-24. The record is from RefSeq and is a predicted model, not a curated record. The transcript has a single exon. The coding region runs from base 283 to 942 and encodes 219 amino acids. Gene Ontology annotation, molecular function: structural molecule activity. Lineage: Eukaryota; Metazoa; Chordata; Actinopteri; Centrarchiformes; Centrarchidae. Gene Ontology annotation, cellular component: bicellular tight junction; plasma membrane. Gene Ontology annotation, biological process: bicellular tight junction assembly; cell adhesion.
GCAGCUGGAGCAGGAGGACCACAAAGGGGAGGGCCGAACGGGCCCCCUCUCCUCCUUGCAGCAGAGGAUGUGAGCUCCUCUGAGUGGGCACUGUUUGUGAAAGAGCUCAGAGUCCAGAGCCUGAGCAGUCAACUCUAAUUACCAGGUGUUGUGAGCGGCUCCUGUCCCAACUGGACAUCCACAGGCCUCUCCAACUCAAGUGCAGCCAUAGAAGAAGAACUCUUGAGGCUCUGUCAAGCGUGGAGGCCAGAGAGAGAGAAACAGAGCGAGAGAGAGAGAAAGAUGGACACAUGCGCCUGCGCUUUGGAGCUGCUGGGGAUGCUGGUCUAUGUCGGAGCGUGGCUGUGCGCUUUAGCCUCCACUAUCUUACCACAGUGGCUGACCAUGUCCACUGCGCUGCUGGCGGUAGAGAGCUACGAGCUGGGCCUGUGGGAGACAUGCGUGGUCCAGGAUAUCGGGGGCAUGGAGUGCAGAGCUUAUGACACCCUGCUCGGCCUUUCCAGUGACCUCAAGCUGGCCCGCAUCCUCAUGUGUUCUUCCCUUGUUGUGGGCAUGCUGGGAAUGCUGGUGGCUAUACCUGGACUUUACCUGGUCAACAGCUGUAAUAAACACGGAGGCCACCAAACGAAGAAGCGUUUAACCAUCAUAGGAGGGGUGAUGGGAAUGAUUUCUGGAGUGCUGUGUCUGAUCCCCGUGUCCUACAUGGCCCAUUUAGCCGUGAUACAUUUCUUUGAUGAUCAAGUACCGGAUGUGGUGCCACGAUGGGAGUUUGGUGACGCCCUGUUCUGCGGCUGGGGCGGAGGAUUUCUUCUCAUAGUGGCCGGGCUCCUUCUGGUCACCUCUUGCUCAUGUUCACAGGCAGAGCCUGAGCCCGUGUUGGAGCAGAGAUACCAGGGGAUGAGUACAGAUGUUUCCUUUAGGAAGCGCUCAGAGUACGUUUAAGGGACGUUUCGUAAAUGAUUUACCUGCAUAGAGACAGCACAACACUAUCACCUGUAGAAUUGCACUCCGAACUGUUUGAAAAUAAUGAUGGAAAUAUCUGGAUUUAUAUCAAAGACAGCAUCUUUUAUAAGGGUUGCUUUAUGAAAAAAUGUUUUGCAAAACAGUGAUAAUGAGACCUUGUAGAAAACACCACCAAAUAUGUGUUGCAGUUAUUUUUAAUGACUCACCUGGACAAGCCAACAUUACAUUUUCAGAGAACCUGCUGUGAUCAGUAAAAAUACAUAUUUUUAAUAAAAAGCUUUAUAUUCCUUACUCAUGGUUGGCCUCAGCAUUAUAUCUCUUCUUCUCUGCCAACAAAGAAGAAAAUAUUAUUUCAAGUCUGUUUCAUGGAACACGUUAGCUUUUAAAAUACUGUGAUUGUAAGUUAUUCUUGAUACUAAAACACAGAGAAAGCACCCAUUAUCCUGUGCCUGGCUACGUUUGCUUAUGUGCUGUAUUGUGUAUUCACAUAAAGAAUUAUACUGAA